AUGUCAUCCCCGGCACUACUAGAGCCCUUCACAGGGCUCCGCCUUCUCCACCGUGCCAACUCUGACUUUUUCAUCCUUGGUGCCACCGGAAAUGUCUAUACCAUCACACUCUCCGCCACCCCAUCAUGCACUUGCUCUGAUGAUCCGAACGGCGCCCCAUGCAAACACAUCAUCUUUCUUUACAUCCAUGUUCUUUCUGUUCCAAUCAACGACCCUUGUCUACGUCGCAGCACACUUCGCCCGUGUCAACUCACACGUCUCUUGUCCACCCCAGUCUCAUGCAAAACACUCGCGAGUGCACCGAUUAGGAAACGUUUUCUUGAACUAUAUCGUCUUCGGAAUAACAGGAACGAGAAAGGGAUUAAGGUAUCGGUCAACGUUGAAGAUGGGUCGAUGUGUCCUGUUUGUUUGGAUGAGCUGGGGGUGGAUGGUGGUCGGAGAUUGGUGGCGUGUGCCACGUGUAAGAAUCCGAUUCAUGAAGAAUGUUUGAUGGCUUGGAAGAAGAAAAGGUCAAGGACAACUUGUGUGAUUUGUAGAGCAAGAUGGAAAGAGAUUGGUGAACAAGGGAAGUAUAUUAACUUAUCAACAUAUGUUAGUCAAGAAGAAAAUUGUGGGGUUCAAUAG
Molecule: messenger RNA, 624 nt
Organism: Erigeron canadensis
Lineage: Eukaryota; Viridiplantae; Streptophyta; Magnoliopsida; Asterales; Asteraceae
Product: mitogen-activated protein kinase kinase kinase 1
Exons: 1
Coding region: 1-624 (207 amino acids)
Molecular function (GO): ubiquitin protein ligase activity; zinc ion binding
Source: RefSeq, a predicted model, not a curated record